Molecule: messenger RNA, 943 nt
Organism: Toxotes jaculatrix (banded archerfish)
Lineage: Eukaryota; Metazoa; Chordata; Actinopteri; Toxotidae
Gene: anapc13
Product: anaphase promoting complex subunit 13
Exons: 2
Coding region: 306-530 (74 amino acids)
Biological process (GO): protein K11-linked ubiquitination
Cellular component (GO): anaphase-promoting complex
Source: RefSeq, a predicted model, not a curated record
CAAGCGCCAGCUUUUUACAUACAACUACCGCCUCUGCUCUUUUGAAACCGCUAAAAAAUUAUUAACAAAUCCUUUUUUCAAACCCUGUUGUUUACAGACUUUUGCAAACUGUGUGUUGAUGUUGCUCUCUUAUUGUUAGUUUGGCUAACCUAAAGCAGAUUUGCAAGGGUAACAGUGGUCUCUGACAGGCUAUCUCCAACUUCUUCCACAGUGUGUGAAGUGUUGCAGUUAGCUUUAGCCUACCUCGGUUAGAGAAGAAGACGUGAGUAGCCUCAAGUAGCUUGACCCGCGGUCCUGCUCAGAGGAUGGACAGCGAAAUCCAAAGAGAUGGGAGAGUCCUGGACCUCACGGAUGAUGCCUGGAGGGAAGACAAGCUGCCGUAUGAAGAUGUCACUAUCCCUCUGAGUGAACUACCUGAGGCUGAGCAGGACAAUGGAGGAUCCACAGAGUCUGUGAAAGAACAAGAGAUGAAGUGGACAGACCUCGCCCUGCAGAGCCUUCACGAAAACACACCGAACACUGGAAGCUGAAAGACUUAGAACACAAGGUGCAGCCACUUACAGACAAAUCUUCAAUUCAUCUCACGGCUACCAAGACUGUAUUGCAGCAGGACAGAUAGGCUUCCAAAAUAAAUCUCCUAUACUUUUCCUAAAUGUGGAUCAUUUUGACCUCAUUCCUUGUGCCCAGCCUUGUUAUCUCUAGGCAGUCCAUUUAACCAUGUUACGGUACACUUGAAGGAAAAUGUCAUUUCAUGUAUAACUCUGUUUUGGAAAUUAUAUCUUGUCUCUUCCUUGUCAUGGAUUUCAAAUUUAUGUUAAGAUGGCAGUUGUUGUGAGUUAUGCAGCAGCCUCUUGGCUCAGGCCUCCCUGUGAGGUUUAAAUGAGAGAAGAAUAUCCUGACUUUGGAUCCCAUCAUCACUGUGCCUGUGUGGCCUCUGCUGUGA